Messenger RNA from Hemiscyllium ocellatum (epaulette shark), 6067 nucleotides. RefSeq names its product epidermal growth factor receptor a (erythroblastic leukemia viral (v-erb-b) oncogene homolog, avian) (gene egfra). NCBI's taxonomy places the organism in Eukaryota, Metazoa, Chordata, Chondrichthyes, Orectolobiformes, Hemiscylliidae. Gene Ontology annotation, biological process: cell surface receptor protein tyrosine kinase signaling pathway; protein phosphorylation; positive regulation of kinase activity. The record is from RefSeq and is a predicted model, not a curated record. Gene Ontology annotation, cellular component: signaling receptor complex; basal plasma membrane. The coding region runs from base 121 to 3768 and encodes 1215 amino acids. The transcript is spliced from 28 exons. Gene Ontology annotation, molecular function: ATP binding; epidermal growth factor receptor activity; epidermal growth factor binding.
CAGGGAGAGGGAGGUACAGAUCCAGAGACAGGGGCUGGGCUGCCUAGACUCAGUGCUAACUGCUGCUUUCGCUGGUGUGUGCUCAACAAGGAAUAUCGCCCAGAGGGAAGCCGCUGAACCAUGUUGUGUUCCCUGCUGCCGGGCGCCGUCCACCUCCUGAUCCUUUUAAGUUUGGGCGGCGAGUCCCUGUCCAGGGAAGUUUGUUCGGGAAUUGAAAACAAACUAAAUUUAUUGGCAACUGCAGAUAACCAUUACAACAGUCUUCGCAGAACCUACAGUGGUUGUGAAGUAGUGAUGGGCAACCUAGAGAUAACCUUUGUACAGCCACACCAUGAUGUUUCGUUCCUUAAGAGUAUUCAGGAAGUUUCAGGUUAUGUCCUCAUAGCCCUCAACAAAAUUUCAACAAUCCCACUGGAGAAUCUUAGGAUCAUCAGGGGUCACCAGCUUUAUGAAGACAAAUAUGCCCUUGUUAUUUUGUCAAAUAAUGAUCAGGAAAAGAAAUUUGGACUUACUGAGUUACCGUUGAGAAAUCUUACAGAAAUUUUAUCUGGCAGCGUGAAUAUCAUUUCUAACCCAUACCUUUGUUACGUGAAAUCCAUUGAAUGGGCUGACAUUUUGGACGAAAGCAUGGUGUCUGAAAUGGCAAUUAACUUCACUGCAAAAAAUUGUUCAAAGUGUCACCCAGAUUGUCAAAAUGGAGCCUGCUGGGGUCCAGGUUUAGAGAACUGUCAGAAAUUCACAAAAAAAAUCUGCGCUCAGCAGUGUUCAGGUCGAUGUAGAGGUAAGAAUCCUAGUGACUGCUGCCACACUCAGUGUGCUGCUGGAUGCACUGGUCCGAGAGAAUACGAUUGUCUGGCAUGUCAGAGGUUCAGAGAUGGAGAUACCUGCAAAGAAUCAUGUCCUCGUUUGGAAAUCUACGAUACACGCACGUAUCAGCUGAAACCCAACCCAGAUGGGAAAUACAGCUUUGGAGCGACCUGUGUGAAGAAGUGUCCCCAUAACUAUGUGGUAACAGACCUCGGCUCUUGUGUUCGAACCUGCAGCCCUCGUACAUAUGAAGUAGAUGAAGGGGACCAGAGAAAGUGUAAAAAAUGUGAUGGACCUUGUCCAAAAGAUUGCAAUGGAUUAGGAACUCCAGCAUUCAAGGGUGCAAUCUCAAUCAAUUCUUCAAAUAUUGAUUCAUUUAAAAACUGUACCAAAAUUAAUGGAAAUGUCAUCUUUUUAUCAGUGGCUUUCAAAGGUGAUUCCUUCACAAAUACGACUCCCAUGCCUCCAGAAAAGCUGGAAGUCUUCAGAACAGUGAAAGAAAUAACAGGGUAUUUGUUUAUUCAAAAUUGGCCAGACAAGUAUAAGAAUCUUCAAGUUUUUGAAAAUCUUGAAAUUAUACGAGGCCGAACACAACAUCGUAGUAGCAUAUCACUUGCUUUGGUGAACCUGAACAUUACUUCUCUGGGAUUGCGUUCACUCAAGGAGAUUAGUGAUGGUCAAGUAAGCAUCUUCAAUAACUCGAAACUCUGCUACGUUGAAACCAUACAAUGGAAGAAACUUUUCAAAUCUAACAGACAGUCCUUGAAAAUAACACCAAAUAAACCUAAGACACAAUGCAUCGCUGAAAAUAAAGUCUGCCAUCCACUAUGUUCGGACGAUGGUUGUUGGGGCCCUGGACCCUCUCAGUGCUUCUCCUGUCGCCAUUAUGAACGUGGAAGGGAGUGUGUUGGGAAGUGCAACGUUAAUGAGGGGGAGUUAAGAGAGUAUGAGGAUCAACGCAGAUGCAUCCAGUGUGACUCAGAAUGUAAACCUCAGAAUGGGUCCGUAACCUGUACUAGUUCUGGCAAUGAGAACUGUGUUGAAUGUGCUCAUGUUAAAGAUGGCCCACGCUGUGUAAGCAGUUGUCCCUCUGGAAUCUCAGGAGAAAAUAAUACCUUGGUUUGGAAAUACACUGAUGAGAAUAAACACUGUCAGCUAUGUCACCCAAAUUGCACCCAAGAAUGCAAGGGACCAAGACUUGAGGAUUGUGAACCUGUUGGGUCUCGCAUUCCAUCCAUUGCUGCUGGAAUUGUCAGUGGCCUUCUUGGUUUGGUUGUGGUGGCCUUAUUGAUUGCAAUAUGCAUGAGGAGGAGACAUGUCAGAAAGAAACGUACCUUGCGACGCUUGUUACAGGAGCGAGAGCUGGUUGAGCCACUAACCCCGAGUGGAGCUGCUCCCAAUCAGGCCCUUCUCAGGAUUCUUAAAGAGACAGAAUUCAAGAAAAUUAAAGUGCUGGGUUCUGGAGCAUUUGGCACGGUGUACAAGGGCUUGUGGAAUCCAGAGGGGGAAAAUGUCAAAAUCCCCGUAGCCAUUAAAGUGUUGAGAGAAGCAACUUCCCCAAAAGCUAAUAAAGAAAUCCUUGAUGAAGCGUAUGUAAUGGCUAGUGUCGACCAUCCCCACGUCUGCCGACUCCUGGGUAUCUGUCUCACUUCGACGGUUCAACUCGUAACACAGUUGAUGCCUUUUGGCUGUCUGUUGGAUUACAUGCGAGAAAACAAAGAACAUAUUGGUUCCCAGUAUCUUCUCAACUGGUGUGUGCAGAUAGCAAAGGGAAUGAGCUAUUUGGAAGAGCGAAGGUUGGUACAUCGGGACUUAGCAGCGCGGAAUGUUCUGGUAAAGACACCACAUCACAUUAAAAUUACAGACUUUGGACUUGCCAGGCUCCUGGAUGUGGAUGAAAAAGAAUACCAUGAAGAUGGUGGCAAGUUACCCAUUAAAUGGAUGGCACUAGAGUCGAUCCUCCAAAGGACGUUUACCCAUCAGAGUGACAUCUGGAGUUAUGGUGUAACUGUUUGGGAACUAAUGACAUUUGGGUCUAAGCCUUACGAUGGAAUUCCUGCCUGUGAAAUCCCAUCUAUCUUGGAAAAAGGAGAACGGUUGCCACAGCCUCCUAUCUGUACAAUUGAUGUAUACAUGAUCAUGGUAAAAUGUUGGAUGAUUGAUGCAGAAAGUCGGCCUAGAUUCCGUGAGCUGACCUCUGAAUUCUCCCGAAUGGCCCGAGAUCCAUCACGUUACCUUGUAAUUCAGGGUGAUGAUCACAUGCAUCUACCAAGUCCAACAAAUUCACGAUUUUAUCGCACCAUAAUGGAAGAGGAAGAAAUGAAAGAUAUUGUGGAUGCCGAUGACUAUCUUGUUCCUCACCCAGGAUUCUUCAAUAGUCCUUCCACAUCAAGGACACCCCUAUGUCCAUCAGUGAGUCAGACAAGCAACAACUCAUCAACAUUAAUUCCCAGAAAUGGCCAUCAAGGAAUGCCCAAAAGAGAAGACAGUGAAAUUUUACGCUAUAGCUCUGAUCCAACAAUGCCCCCUGAUCAUAUUGACAUAAAUGGAUGCUUCCAACCAGCCCCAGAAUAUGUCAAUCAAAUUAGCGAUAAACCACUUCCUAACACCGUGAGAAGCCCAGCCUCUGAUAUGGAAAAUCCCGGCUACCAAGAGCUCUUUAUUCCUCUCAACCAGAAUGGCAGGCUUCAAAAUUCUAGUGAACCAGCUGACACUGACAGAGUGAAAACCUCGGAGUAUGUGAACACCUUCCAGCCCAGUAACAAAGUGGUUCUUCAGCAUCCAAAUCACUGGGACCAAAACAUGACCCGCAACGUAAGCCUGGACAAUCCCGAAUACCAGCAGAAUCUUUUUCCUAAACAUACAAAGGUGAAUGGUCACAUUUUUAAUACUGCAACUGAAAAUCCAGAGUAUCUUGGUAUUGCAGUGCCACCCACAGGUCAAAAGAAUUCCACAGUAUGACAUUCUACAAAUAUGACAAUUUUUCCACAUCAGCUGUUGACCCAACAGUGUGGUGACGUUGAUGUGCAUCUAUGCUCGGGUACAGUUACAGAUAUUUCUAUGGAUGAAACUGGGACAACGAGACAAUGUGAAUAUUUUCUCCUAACUAAAACAAGUCAUUAAGAUAUUACUGGUGAUGGAACUUUACUUUGACAAUUUAAGUUAGGUUUAAGCAACCUAGAAAUGAAAUAGAUUAUAGUUUUAUUCAGUAGCAUUCCAGUUUUGUAUUUUUUAUCACUACAUUGCAUCUUUGAUAUGUGUGUGCAUAAUGUGUAAAGUUUCAAGUAGAAUCACUUUUAUCCCAGAAAGCAGAAACUGGUGCACCAUUGUCAGGGUUUUGAUUCACCAUAUCCCCUCCAUAUAGCUGAAUGUAAUCUUCUCAUCACAAUGCCUGCAUAUUUAUGUCAUGCAAAUGAUUUAGAUUUGAAAGUUUUAAAACAUUUUACCUUAGUUUUUCCAAGAAAAUAUUAAACAUAGCAUCCGAGCAAUGUGUAUGGUUAUGUGAUAUGGAUAAAUAGCACAAGAGUCGAACUGUGCUGGUUAUCAUUGUGAGAAAUAACAAAGAUGGUCAAAAUGUGAAAUGAGCAAAGUAUCAAUGAUGGGUUUCCUUGUAUGUUAUUCAUGCUAAUUUUUCUCAUUAAUUUGCUUAGACUGUAUCUUCAAACUGUCACUAACCUUCAUGAUGUCUCAAUUUGCUUGCUCUUUCACCUUUCCUGACUCAAUUUGCUUUUUUGAAAACUGUUUUGAGGAUCGCCUAUGACUGUGAUUAAGUACAACAUUAACUUAAACUUCACCUGUUUCCCAACCAUCAAUGAAAAGAAAGUUACUCUUUAGUCUACAUUGUUUCAAAUUAAUAUUAUGAUCUUCAAGCUUAUUUUUUGUUGCCCGAGUCCUCAUUGCAAGGUGAUGUCUUGAAGACGAGGUUCUGAAAUGUGACAGUUGAUUAUUAAUUAUGAUCAUUCGCAGAAUUGUUACACCCGCAGAAGGAGGCCAUUCGUCCCAUCAAUACCUGUAUCUGUUCUAGAUUGAAUCAAAUUUAUUAAUGCAGUAACAGUAAAGCAUUUCAGGUACUGAUGGCCUGAAAUAAAACAGAAAAUGCUGGAAACUCAAUGAAUGUCAGAGAAUAUCUGUGUAGAUAUGUUAACUAUCUUCACAAAUCUUCUGACCCUUCAGCUCAACCUUUAACUCCAUUUCUUUCUCGAUCUGCACAGAUGCUUUUUGUCCAAUUGAAUAUUUCCUUUUAUUUGCUUUUUUUAAAUACGUAUCACUUUUUAUCUAUGAUUUAUCUGUAAAGAGUAGUUUUAGAACCAAAUAUGAAGAACUCAAAUAAUGUCUGAAUGUACCUAUUUUUUAUACCCACUAGAUAUUUAUUUUACCACUAAUUCAAUGUGAUACAAUCCUUCUCAACUUCACAUUUGGGAAUCUUCUUUGAUCGCUAUGACGAAUAUAGCCGCGCUAUAUAGCCACGCUAUGACGUGGGCGGCACGGUGGCACAGUGGUUAGCACUGCUGCCUCACAGCGCCUGUAGACCCGGGUUCAAUUCCCGACUCAGGCGACUGACUGUGUGGAGUUUGCACGUUCUCCCCGUGUCUGCGUGGGUUUCCUCCGGGUGCUCCGGUUUCCUCCCACAGUCCAAAGAUGUGCGGGUCAGGUGAAUUGGCCAAGCUAAAUUGCCCGUAGUGUUAGGUAAGGGGUAAAUGUAGGGGUAUGGGUGGGUUGCGCUUCGGCGGGUCGGUGUGGACUUGUUGGGCCGAAGGGCCUGUUUCCACACUGUAAGUCUAAUCUAAUCUAAUAGGACAAGAUUCAAUAUCCAAUUUGUAGGCAGAGGAUACCAUUGAUUAGAGACAAAAAGAAAUUGCAGAUCCUAGAAUCCAAAGUAUUCAGGCAGGAGGCUGAAAGAACACAACAAGCCAGGCAGCAUCAGGAGGUGGAGAAGUUGACGUUUCAGGUGUAACCCUUCUUCAGGACUGUGCAUGAGUAUAAGGGGAGCUUUAGUUAAAGGGGGUUGGGGUGGCAGGGUGUUGAGGUGGGGAUAGGUGGAGACAGGUAGAGGGUAGGUCCUGGUUGGUCAAUAGGAGGGAUGAAUCCGGUUGGUGGCUGAGAGGAAAGGGAAGUGGAGUGGCUGGGAAGGGAGUCAGGGAAUGGGAAUAGAGGUUAUUUCAAAUUGGAGAACUCAAUCUUGAGUCCUAUAGGCUGUAGGAGAAAGUGACGACUGCAGAUGCUGGAGAUCAGAGCUGAAAAUGUGUUGCUGGAAAAGCGC